Molecule: messenger RNA, 10103 nt
Organism: Phlebotomus argentipes
Lineage: Eukaryota; Metazoa; Arthropoda; Insecta; Diptera; Psychodidae
Exons: 9
Coding region: 1253-9964 (2903 amino acids)
Biological process (GO): regulation of transcription by RNA polymerase II
Cellular component (GO): chromosome
Molecular function (GO): chromatin insulator sequence binding
Source: RefSeq, a predicted model, not a curated record
UUGUGAUUAAUCAAAGUUAUCGUGCCACUAUACUAAUCUCAAGUAUUUCUUGGAUUCCAGUUUGGCACUUUGUUCAGAUUGUCCACACAGGUCAAGUUAGCGUGGGCAAUAAUUAUAGUUCCAGCAUAGCUCUUCGGGACCUGUUUGAUUGCCUAUCAAUAGCCAAAUCAAAGCCUCCAAUAUGAGACACCACCGCCGGAGCCUAGGGAUUCUAGGACACUUUGUCGGAGUUGAGCAGAUUCUAUUCAGAUUCCUACAUAGCGCGGGGAGAAGCGUGUCUCCACAAUCUUAAAUUUCAAUAUUUUCCGUAAAAUUUCACUGUCAGAUGAAUUUCAUGAAACUUUUUAUCCACUACUAUUGAGCACAGCAAUCGGCACUCAGACACUUCGGUAAGAAUUUAUACUAGUUUUCCUUUCCUUUUUAGCACCUCAUGAGUGUAAAAAAAUUGCUUGGAGAAGUUGUGUUAGUAAAUUUUUACUCAGAUGCCCGAGCAUUCACCACAAAUGCGGCAAACACUGUUCUUGUGCAGCGCGGUGUCAAAGAGUGCUCUCUUCGCCACUUUCUCACAAACUGGGCAUUUUCAACACGCACAUCAAUUUCACUGGGUCGCUGUAUGGCAUAUUAUUGCACACUAGGGCACAGAGAGGCUCAGAACACGAGAGAUUGUUGAGCGUGUAUUCUCACAAUUCCACUCUGCUGCUUCGCCUUCAAGUGGCUGAGUGACAAAGAACUCCACGCGCAAAGUCCCUUAUUUGGCCGCGUGUGCGGCAUUGCUAAACAUCGCCAGUUCCCGCAAUGCGAGUGACGUUCGAUGUUUUCAUUUGACGUCUUCAUCGGGCAACUUCUGUCAUUUGUGAGGAAAAAGUGAGGGCUUUAGCACGUUUUGGGAGCGUCCCUUAACUCGGCAAUUUUACCCUGCUAAAGGCGCUGCGAAUAGAAAUCGCGUUGUGUGAAAGUGUGCAGAGGGUGUUAGAGAACACUUUGGAGCUGAGUUUUUUGCUGUGGGCUAAACGGCUUGUGAAUCUGAUCGCGUUUAUUGGGGUGGUAUUUUUUGCUCCGAGAUCUCUCGGGAACGCCAUUUUGGCGCAACCCAAGCGCUGCUGCGCAAUUUCCGGAGCAAAGCCUUCCACGAUGUGCCUCAAAUUUCUCAACAUUGAUGCUUGGCUCUGGUAGAGUGCUUAGCAAUAGUUUUGGUUUUCUUUUGCGGUGAUUUCAGAUUGAUUGAUUCUGGCGAGCCACAGAUUUCGCUGUUAUGGAGAACUUCAUAUUCCGAAAGAAGAGAAAGAUGGAUGAGGUAAAGCACAAGGAAAAAUUGAAGGAGCUUCAGGAGAAAUACAUUCCUUUUCUCGAUGACCUGAUUACAAAGUUGAAGAAUGCCAAUACCGAAAAUUCGAGGGAGGCGCAGCUGACGAAGAUGCAGAGUCUCUAUGAUCUGCUGAAAAACAAACCAAAAACACUAAAGUCGGACAUUUUGGAUAAGACGGAGAAUGUUCUGAUAAAUUUGUACCAGAAGUUUGGUCCAGCCAAGGCAAUCGAUCAGAAGGAACGAGAUGAGUCCAACAGCUCAAGGGUCGUGGCGAUAAGACCUAAUUUAGAUGUCGUGCGCUCGGAGGGCAGUCCAAGUCAACUGAAUUUGCAUGCUGUCAAGCAGAAACUUCUCCAAGUAGAUGCUUCGAAGGGGAGAGAUGUUGAUGUUCCUGACAAGCAAGUGAAUGAGUCAUUGCUGAAGCAGAAGGCUAGUGCCAUUAUUGGCGACAAAGCUCGACCAACGGAUCCACGUUUUGAACGCCGAGCUGUGGCAUCGGAAACCAGCUCAAUAACACUGCAUAUCAACAAAAUAUCAACUGUGAUUUCAUCUCGAUCGGAUAGGAGUUUGAUGAAUGCACCUCAAGAUGCUGUGGUACCAGACGGAUAUCCGAUUCCACUUUCGAACUUCCAAGGUGGCGGCAGAGGAAUGGAUUUGUAUUGUCGCCGAACUCAAGAUAAUAUGUUCUACCAGCGUCGCUAUCCAACACCAAAUAAUGGACCUCCACAGAAGUCAUUCAAUCCUACAUAUCCGGGUCCGUCACGUCAAAUUCGUCCGAUGCUGCCGAACAACUCUUCAAUGAAUCCUGACAUGAACAUCCUAAAUAGCCCGCCUUUGUCUAGCGAUGAUAUUCAGUCGCUAAUGGGAGAGCAGACUGAUUGUGCUCCGAGUGGAAGCACAACGACAGUCAGUCAGAGUGAGACAGUGCGCUUGGCACUUAAAUACAAUCCUCAUCCGCCGAAGAAGUCCUUUGAGAGAUCAUCUCAUCUACCAAUUGACGCAACGGGGAACAUUACUGUGAGUUUGGAUGAUCCCAGGCUGAAGAAACCUCUUCCACCACCAAGAACUGAUCCGAGACGAGACUUUCACGGAAAAAGAUACGAUGCGCCACAGAACAAGCCUCAAAACACGGUGACAAAGUAUGUGCACCGAAAAGUCACGGAAAUGAAGUCCGCCACCUCUUAUUAUGAGUGCAAGAACCCCCCUCCACCGAAAAAGCCAUUCAAUUCAAUGGAGCGUCGAUCCGAAUUGGAUGAUGAUGACACUGUUGACCGAUAUAGUCUCGUCAAGCCUUGUGAUUCAUCUGAGAGUGCGAAGUUUGACAAAUCUAGAGCUAUAGAAGCACCUCCACGUAAUGAUCAGGCUUCAACUUCAACGUCUCAAGGUAUGAAAUCACAGUUCGACAACAUGUACCGGAAAAAUAGUUUCUCGCAUGAUUAUGACAAGCAGGUGAAGAGUAUUCAUAAAGGUAUCCAGAGUUUUAAAAUACCGAAAAAGGCACAAAAUACUCCUGGCAAUGCUAGCAAAGAAAAGAAGAGUGAGAAACCGAUACAAAAAGUGACGGCAAGUGAGCAGUCGAAAGACGAGUCGUUGAAAGAGAAGAAAUCGUCAGAUGAUAAGAAUGUCAAAAGUAAGGGAUCACGAAAGAGAAUCAAAAUUAUUGAUUCUGACUCGGAAACUUCAGAUAUGGAAUCGGAAAUCACAUUGUCAAAAAGGAGUGAGAAAUCAGAGACAGCGGUCAAGGUGAAAAAGGCUAACAAGAGUUCUAAGAAAAGAUCCAGAGCAGCAAUGGAGGACACAAAUGAAGAUGGUCCUGCUCGAUCCAGAACUUCAACACCGGAGCCCGUGUCUAGUAGUUGUCAAGUGGAUAAUGAGGUUCCCGAAAAAUCUGAUGAUUCAUCGAGUCAAACGAUUCCUGUAGAGACAGAGACGGCAAAAGAUGGAAUAACCAAGGUGUGGUUGGAAUCGUUCCUCUCCAACAUGUUCAAUCCUAAUAUGCUAACAAAGGAGAAGCUCAUGGAUAUCAUGAAGAAUGUUUUGGAUGAGAAGAAAUUUGAGAAAGUGAAGUCCAUUGUGGAUGGUAAGGACGAUGAAGAAGACAAGGAAGAGAAUUCGCGACAAGAAGAGCCGAAAGCAAGCAAUGAAGUGCCAGAGAAGCCCACAACGACUGUGACUGAUUCAGCAGCUGAUGCUCCAACUACUGUUCCCGAAGCAAAACCAAAGAAAAAGCCACCGAAGCCUGGUGUGAAGGAGUUAGAGAGGCUGAAUGAGGACAUUCGCACGAUGUUCAUAUCCGAAGGUGUUUUGACUGCAACAGGUCGUCGAAUGUGCACCGAACUGAGGAGAAAGAGAAUAAACUACAACGAAAGUAGCCCUACAGCAAGUCCCGAGAAGUCGUUGAAGAAUAAGGCAGCAGAAGAACAGAAAGCAUUGCAGUCAGGAUCUGAGCCUGGACCGUCAAAGAGGACUCGCGGUAAGAAGGAUUCUGCGGAGACAAAAGGGAAGGAAGCUAAAAAGAACACAUUAACGGAGAAAAAGGACGAGGACAUAGCGAAAAAGUUCUUUGAGGAAAAACGGCUUGAUAUCAACAGACUGUUGAAAGUUGAGUUGGAGAAACUCGAUGAGAAGGAUAUUCAGCAGAAAUUGCGUGGGAAAAGAGGACGUCCGAAGAAGGUAUCUGUUGAGACACCGAGUGACGCUCCAACACCGAAGAAAAAGAAAAGUCCCAGGGGAAUAUGGAUCUUCUCGAGGAAGAAGAAGUCGCAGCGAUCUGUGUCACCGGUUGAUGAAGAUGACGAUGGCGAGGAGGAAGAAGCACAGGAGGAGGAAGAGGAGAAUUUCGAAGAUACUGCAGAGCUUCCUGAGCCGCCUCUAUUGAAAAAGCGUCCAGGACCAAAGUCCAAAACUGAAAUUCCUUCUCCGGUUUCAGUCAAGAAGUCAGAAACUAAGACUUCUGCAGCACCAAUGGAUAUUACGUACAAUGCUAUGAAACCCGAGCCGAUACGUUCAUCAGUGAAGAACACUGAUUUGAGUGUGUCGAUAGUGAAUCCGAAUUUUUGCAAAAUUUGCGAUUUUCGCGGAAAGAACAUGGUUUCGCAUUAUUUGAAAAUUCAUCCCCUGAAUGAGGUGUUCUGCUCUCGAUUGCCGAAAAACAUUUCGGAGUUCCUGAAGACUCACGCUAAAGGAAUGCUUUAUGCUGAUGGCCAUAGCAUGAAGUUGCAAUAUAGCGGUGCCAAAAUUUUUGGACACUGUAUCUUUUGCAAGGAAGAGGUGUAUGAGUCGCCAAAAGGAUGGCUGACGCAUUACACGAGGCACACUGGUGAAUAUGAGUACAAGUGCAGUUGCGGGUUUCAGUCAUGGUCGGUGAAGAGCAUGAAGAUGCACGAGAAGAAGUGUGAGAAGCAAGGAACGUACGUUUUCAAUGAGAUUGUGCACAAUCCUGAUAUGAAGUACAUCGAGGCAUAUAUGUGUGGUGAUUGUAACUUCAUUCAAUUGCUCGAGGUGAAUACGCGCAAUCACGUGAUUACGGAGCACCCAAACGUGCCUCAAGUUCACACAGUUGUGCUUUUGAAUUUCAAUGAUGUAUCCGUGAAGGAUCAUCAUCAGAUGUUCCUGGAAAUGUAUAAGUUCAAUGCGGAGAAUCACGAGGAAGAGGGCGUGUUCAAGACGACGAGCGAGAAUGACAAUGAAGAGAUCACGAGCAAGUCCAUUUUGGCGGACAUUUCUAAGACUAUUCCAAAUGAACCGGUGAGAAGUAUUGCCAACAAGUUACAUGAGAGAUUUGGAGAGAGACCAAGAGUCAGCGUGGACUCGAGUGAUGUUGUCGUAAAGACUGAGUUGCCAUUAAACGCAAGUUCCUCGCAAGACACCAUAUCGGUAGACAGCAAGUCAGAGGAUAUGAAUUUGUCUCUCGUUGACAGUACAGAUAAUCCCAUUUCCUACGAUGACGACGAGUGGGAAGAUAUAGAGAGCGACAGUGAUGAGUCAGAAUCUAAAUUCACUCAGAGCAAGAAGUUGGCUCGAUUGGCGCAGAAGAAGAGAAAACUCGAUGGACUUGAAGGAACGCCAAAGAAGGCGAAAAUCGAUGUGCCUCAAGAGAUUGUUGGUGUGAUUGACGUGGAACAGCAGAAAGAGAAGUAUGAAAUUAAAUGUGGCACAGUGAACAAUUUGAUGUGCAAGCUGAUUUAUGGUAAGCUGGAGUAUCAUUGCUUACUGCAGAAUUGCUUAUACAUCAGUUCAUCGAUGGAACUGUUUGUCGAUCACUUGAUAAAAGUGCAUGACGAUGAUGUUUGGACGGGAUUCUGCAAUAUCUGUAAGCGCGAUAUAUCCUCCAUGCCCACAACAUUGGUGAAGGAGUUCCAUCAUCUGGUGAACGAACACAAAUGGAGGAAAUUUGAUAAUUUUCCGAAAUCACAAAUCAAAGAGGAAUCGCGCCCGGCAAUUAGGAUUAGACGCUUGUCAGGAGAUAAGUUGUCAGCACAGACAGAAGCCUUUAAGGUGCCCACUUUACCCACGCAGCAACCGCGAUCUGUGAUAAUACGAAAGGUGAGCAGAUCUCCGGAAGCGCCACGCGUAAUCUCGCCAUCCAGAUCACCGCCAGCGACUGCAUCGACGUCAGUGUCCACCAACAAGAAGACUUUCAUUAUCAGGCCUCGCUCUUCAUCGACCGUGACUUCUGACGCUAUUUCGGUUUUGAAAAGCAGCACACCUAAGGAGUCUCAGUCCAUUGACAACGCAGAUGUUGGGAAGCUCAGCCAAAUUGCCACCAAAACUCAACCUACAGCGAAGAUCAGUCAGCGCAGAGCCACGAUUUCUGCGGAAGCUCCACCACCAUUGAAGCCUACUCCACUUAAUCAAGCGUUCUGCCUGAAACCGUGGACGAAGAAACCAUGCUUGAAGGCUCCCCAACUUGUGAUGAAGAUGCUGCAGAGAGACGCAAUUUUUGCCGCGUACAAGUGCAUGGGAAUGGAAUGUUCCUACUCCACAAACGAUGAGUAUGUGAUGAUAAUGCACUUGUCCUCCCAUGACAAAAUGAUCGAGGACCAAAUGGAGACAACCACCAUCACGGACACCUCAUCGUGGCUCGAGUGCUGCUACUGUGACUACAUGGCUGGCAGCACGCGAGAUCUCAUCAGUCACGUGAACAAGGAGCACCUGUACUGCGAGUACCUCUGCCCGAAGUGCUUCUAUCGUGCAUGUAAUGCCAAUUACGUGGCAAGGCAUUUGUUGGUGUAUCACAACUCCUUCAUGAAGGCUUACAGGAUUCAGUCGAAGCGCAAGGAAGCCAAGGAGGAAAAUCCGGUGGUUAGCGUCAGAGAGAAUGUAAAGCUUCUGUUGUGCAAACAUUGUCCUUUGAAGUUUCUCAACUACGCUCUCUUUGAGCAACAUCUGAGGGAGCACGGCGAGUCGAAGUUUGAAUGCACCUUCUGCGAUGGUAUGAUUCGUGUGGAGAACAUUAAGAAGCACAUGGCUUGCCACUCGAUUGGGAACUUUGAGUGCAUCUACUGUGAAAUGGCGACGAGCAUUAAGCAUAACUUGGCGCAGCAUAUUUGCGAUAAACAUCCCAACAAGACUUUGCUGUACUAUAAUCGUGAUGAGGAUCAGGAUCUUGCGGACAAAUUCAAACUAUCGAGCUUCGACGACUUCUGUACAUCGCCGGUGUUCAAUUCAGUCUCAGCGCAAAAGAGUCCUGCCGGAUCGACGCGUUAUGCGCCAAUUACUCCGAAGCCGAGCACCAGCAAUGACGCCACUUCUGAGGGAAACUUUCCGGUUAUCUCGAAUGUGGUGAGCCUGAACAAACAAACAACGCCGUCGCUUGUGAUCAAAGAUGUCUGCACACUGUCGAAAGAGGAGGCAAAAUCUUUGGAAUCGAAGACGGCAGAGGUCAGGGCUUCAGAAGUCAGGGCAGAACCAAUAAAGGUGCCGGAGAUCGUCGGCUCGGCGAGGACUCUGACGGCAGCCGAGAGGCAGGAGUAUGGACUGGGUAACUCGGAACGGUCGAGGAGGAUGUCGAAUCUGAUUGCUGAUUGGGUGAGACAGAGCGGAGCGCGGCUGUCGGAUCUGCUCUGUUGUUCGGAAAGUGACUGCAAAUACAAGGCAUAUGGCAGAGGAGAGUUCAUGGAACACAUCGACAGGAGUCAUGCCAAUUCGCUGCUCAAGUGUCCGCGGUGUGUGAAUGUCUUCUGGCACUCGUCGUCAUCGCUGUGGAAUCACUUGGAGAGUCACAGUCAGAAGCGCUUCAUUUGUGCCAUAUGCAAGUUCGCGGGGAAGAAUGAACUGCAGGUGGCGGAGCACUGUAUGAAGACUGCUCACAAGUGGAGAGGAUACAAACUGGUGCUGAUAUCGAAUGGUGUCGAAGGGGGAAUUCAUAUGCUGCUUCCAUAUGACAUACCUGAUAGUCAAGUGGAUGGGUUCAAGGAGCAGUUUGUGGCUCAUAUCCAGCGCAAAGCUGACCAGGAUGGCGGAAGAGAUGCGACGGACACGUAUGGGCCGAAUGAUGAGGACAAAUUGCCCACGAAGCCCGUGGUGGCGAAGAACAUUUACUGCAAGCUCUGCGACUACAAGACAAUGAUCGUGAAGAAUCUCGUGCGACACUUUGAGGCGCAUCGACAGGAUGUGUUCGUCCCGAGAUUGGAUCCCGUUAAUCCUGUGCCGUGUCUGAACACAAGUGAGCGGAAUUUCGACAAAAUGACCAAUCUGGCGUGCAGUUCUCAUCUGGAGAAGGUGAAAGGGAGUCCUAACGAUCCAGUAUUUCUUGCGCAGUCCAAGAGAUUUGUCUGCGGCGUUGAGAGUUGCUUGUACAUCACAAUCGACGAGAUGAUGCUGAAAUCGCACCUCAGCACGCUGCACUCGCAGGAGACGUCGUACAAGUGUCCGCACUGCCUGACGGAGCUGCUGAAGGGUAGCUUCGCGGUGGAUCCUAUUCUGGCACACUAUCGUCUGCACGGACCGAAGCUGUACAUGUGCGACAAGUGUCAGCACCUAAAUGAGUCCACUGUUAACCUGGAGAAACACAUUAAGACUGUCCAUUCUGGGGCCGGAAAUAUAUAUGUGCUGCGCGAUGAGGCGAAGAGUGACACGCCGAUCGUGAGCGAGGUAACGGCGCAGAGCCCGGACGAGGCGCUGCCCAAGAAGUGGAUCUGCAAUGAAUGCAAUGAAACGACGUACCUCAAGACUGACAUGGCCAAUCACGUGGCGACCGUGCAUGGGCACAAGUAUCAGUACGCGUGUGGUUAUUGCACGACGCGCCAUAUAACCUUGCGCUACAUAAAGGAGCAUAUUCAAUCGCGCCACCCUGAAUCAAAGGUCAUCAUCAAGGAGAUGUACUCAGCUCUCGAUGGACAUGCACAGAAGCUCGCGCAGAAACCCAGUGAGUCUAUGAACUUUUGGCGACGAGAUGAGCACAGCACCAAGACGAUCAGAGGCAUUCCGUGUGAAUCGUCAGAGAUUUUGCCUAGAACGGGCGAAGGGGAGGACGAGGAGGAGAUGAGCGAUGAGGAAAUCCUGCCGCAAGACUCGCCAGCGACAUUUUUGGGUGAGGAAUUGCCUGUAGAUGAAAAUGUGGAAAAUGUGGUGGAGAAGCGACGUGUUGAGACAAUGAUUCAGUGCACUAUUUGCAACAUUACUACCAAAUCUGCCCUCACAAUGCGUAUUGUUCACUUUCCACAAUGCCAUCCCGGUGUUCCUGUGACCACGAAGAUCAUAUCAGUUGUUAGCAAAAAUGUGGAGUUGGGCGAGGGAUCAAGCAAGACGACAAGUGAAGGUGUUGCCAGCUUCUUGUACAAAUGCUUUCACUGUGACGAGGAACUGCCGACCGUGGAGGAGUUCAAGGCUCACUACGUGAGCACGCACACUGAGGAGGGAAUCCCAGAGACACCGCCAUGUUGGUAUUAUGCCGUGAAGACGAUGUACUGUGGCCUGUGUCUCGAAGUAAGCGGCACGUUCGAGACGCUGUCCAAGCACUUGCAGGCCGUGCACAAGACUGAUUCUGUUAUCGUGAAGAAGGCGAAGGAUGGAAUGGAUUGCGGUGCGUGUAACUACAAGGCGGGCAGUGAUCAGAAUCUGCUGAGGCACGCGAAGUUGCAUCACACCAAUGCGCCAGCAAGGCCGGCGAUCACGCAACUGGUGCUGGAGCAGCUGCUGCAGAUCAAGAUGUAUCACAUGAAGAGGUGCACGGCUUGCAAGGCCAUCAUCUGUGACAUCGAUGGGCGCCAGAGUGAGGAGCACUUGAGGACGAAGCACAGCGCUUCGGUGAUUGCCACCUUCGUUGGCAUUCGCAAUCCGUCGUACAUUUGCGCCGAGUGCAGCCAAAUGUUCGACACGGACUCCAGUUCCUUCUUCCACACGCUCCUCACGCACAUCAAGUCCUUCAAGUGCUCAGUGAGCACGUGCACACAGGUCUUCAGCACGGGCGAAGAUGUGCACCAGCACAUGAAGAACGAUCAUCCCGGCGAGCUGAGCGCCGUGCAGUUCUCUUGGCCGACAAAGGCGUUGCUGGAGACGCUGAUGGUCUUCCCCAAUGGCCUUGUCAUGUCGCUCAACGAUCUGCAGAUGACCAAAUACCGCCUAGACCAGAACAAGCUGAAGACAAUGAGCAGUGACUUUACACGUAAACUCAAGAUUACCACCACCAGUACCGCCAGUAAAUUGGAUAUCUGAAGACGCGCCUUCCUCAAGGCGACAUCCGCCAUUGAGGAAGAUGAAGAUAUGGAGGAUUAUGGAGAUGAGGAGACUAUAAUAGGAUAAGGAUUUUUUUUGAGUAAUGCUGUAAGCGUCUGAAAUAAACUAGUACCUAAUA